This is a messenger RNA of Balaenoptera acutorostrata (minke whale), 1244 nucleotides long. RefSeq names its product meiotic kinetochore factor (gene MEIKIN). Gene Ontology annotation, biological process: homologous chromosome segregation; meiosis I sister chromatid cohesion; female meiosis chromosome segregation. Lineage: Eukaryota; Metazoa; Chordata; Mammalia; Artiodactyla; Balaenopteridae. The transcript has 13 exons. The record is from RefSeq and is a predicted model, not a curated record. Bases 1 to 1146 code for a protein of 381 amino acids. Gene Ontology annotation, cellular component: kinetochore.
AUGUGGUCACUACGGGUCUAUACCCGCAAAAAGCGGGCUGGCCAUAGGCUCAACCUAACCCCAACGCCAGAUCUAGGUGCCCCGGCUAAGGCGGAGGACCCGUCAGGGCCCGGCCUGAAAAGAAGUGGCAAAACGCGCGGUUUGCAGAGAAUCACGGAGAAAUCAGAGCGGAGUCGGCUGGGAGGUAGCAGCUCUGGGCCACGGAGCACUCUAUUAAGAGGUACAGGAGAGAAAAGCCUGCAUGAAAAUAGCACUAGUGAAGAAGCCCAGGAUGAGAAGAUUGCUCCAUUGAGUGAGUCAGUGACAGAUGACCUCCAGGUUGAUAGUAGUUUAUCAAAUAGUGAACGAGUAUCAGGACUAAGUUUACAGCAUGAUAUUUCUAGCUCUCUUCUAAGUUACUCAAUCACAGACUCUUAUACAGAAUACAAGAGUUUUGAAGAGAGUUUAAGUAGCUUCCCAUCGCCUGAACUCUUCAGAGGAUCAGAUUAUUUAGAUUGGGAGUGUCCCAUGUUGGAAGAAAACAUGCUAUGUAAGAAUUCCACUCUUUUGGACACCAGUAAAGCAGUACCGAUAGAGAAGGCAGUACAGUUUUCAAACCUCUCUGCAAUUUUAGGUACCUCUUCAGAAGACUAUCAGAAAUGCCAUAGAAAAGUCAUGAUGAUGUUAGCAGACCAAAGUAUUUCUCCAAAGCCGAAGAGUACUUCAAAUUCAGAAUCAGAUAAUGCAUCUUGUGGAGUUUUACUUGCUGAGAAAAAUUACCCUUCAACCCCUCAAAAAACAAAGAAAAAAAACACAACUUCCAGUACUUCUGAUAAGAAAAGCAGAGGCCUGUUAACAAGUACUCCGUCUUCACAAACAGCUGGUUUAAUGAUUGAUUUGUCCUCAGUGCAAAAAACAUCUUUUGAAGAACUGUUUCCAAAUGUCAGCAAUUAUGUUAAUUCAAAUGAAAUUGUUCCUGUGUCAACUUUGCAAGAAAAUUCUUCAAAUGAGUUUCCUUCAAAUACAUCAGAAAUAUGUUGUAUUAUUAAAGCAUCACCAGGAACUAGACAAGUGGAAAGUAAAGCUGUUAUUGUAAGGAAGAAGAAAUAUUCUCCUCCUAAAGAUACUCCUCAAGAUAUUAUAAUAAAAACAAGUGGCAGGAUGUAGCAGCUGUGGCUGAAUUUUCACUACUUUGAAGACUUGAAUGUGAAGUCAAAGUCUGUGAAGCAGAAUGUCUGCCUAAAAUUACAUGAAAUUCAAAAAUC